Dendrobium catenatum is the source of this 961-nucleotide messenger RNA. Its product is annotated as thylakoid lumenal 19 kDa protein, chloroplastic. The transcript has a single exon. Lineage: Eukaryota; Viridiplantae; Streptophyta; Magnoliopsida; Asparagales; Orchidaceae. The coding region runs from base 95 to 844 and encodes 249 amino acids. The record is from RefSeq and is a predicted model, not a curated record.
CGCAGACUAUACGGACCAAGCUCAGUGGAUAUCGAUUCAUGCCUUCCACACCACUCAGUCAUCUUCUCCUGUACCUAACCCUACGCCGGCGACGAUGUCCACCACCUUCUUCUCAGCCGCGGCCGCACUCUCUUCAGCCGCAUCAUCAUCCCCUCCAUCCACUCCGAAAUCCAAUCCCCACCAAAAGCCUCUUACCUACAAACCUCAAUUGCCCCAAUUAGCCGCCUCCCUAAUCCCCCUCGCCGCCGCUGCAUCGAUCGCCCUCUCCCCACUGCCGCUUUCGCUCGCCUCCGACUCCCCCUUCCACAUAUACUACGGCACAGCGGCAAGCGCAGCUAACUAUGGCGGAUACGGCGGCAACGCGAGCAAACAGGACACAGCAGAGUACAUCUACGAAGUUCCCGACGGAUGGAAAGAACGUCUUGUCUCCAAAGUCGAGAAGGGAACCAAUGGAACUGACAGCGAGUUCUUCAACCCUAGAAAACGCAGCGAGCGCGAGUACCUCACAUUUUUAUCAGACAUCCGCGGUUUAGCUCCCGUCGAUGCUGUGCUCAACAACCUCGCGCUCUCCGACGUUGCGCUUCAAGAUCAGAUCGCUAGCGCGGACAGCGUGCGGUCGGAGGAGCGGCGGGAUGGUAAUGGGCAGAUUUAUUAUGCAUAUGAGAUUGAUGGAGUUGGAAAGCAUAGUCUGAUCACGGUGACGUGCAAGAGGAAUAAACUGUAUGCGCAUUUUGUGAGUGCUCCGGCGGCGGAGUGGAGCAGGGAUGAGAUUAUGCUUAGGCGGCUUCACGAAUCGUUCAAGACCAUUGAUCCGCAGGCCUCUUCCUCGUCUCCUUCAUCUUAGGUUUUUUAUUGUCUAUCAAAGUUGGUUUUUGAUGAAUCGAAUAUAAGUUUUGUGAUGUAUCGAUGAGGAUUGUGGCUAUUCUAAUAACAAAUCAGUUAUCUUGUUUGUCAUUUUUAA